Molecule: messenger RNA, 1341 nt
Organism: Maudiozyma barnettii
Lineage: Eukaryota; Fungi; Ascomycota; Saccharomycetes; Saccharomycetales; Saccharomycetaceae
Gene: LYS9
Product: saccharopine dehydrogenase (NADP+, L-glutamate-forming)
Exons: 1
Coding region: 1-1341 (446 amino acids)
Cellular component (GO): cytoplasm
Molecular function (GO): saccharopine dehydrogenase activity
Source: RefSeq, a predicted model, not a curated record
AUGACUAAGAGAGUUCUAUUGUUAGGUUCUGGGUUCGUUGCCCAACCAGUCAUCGACACCCUAUCUGCUACCGACGGUAUUGAAGUCACUGUUGCUUGUAGAACCCAAGCUAAUGCUGAAAAAUUAGCUAAACCAUCUGGUUCAGCUGCUAUUUCCUUAGAUGUUACUAAGGAUGAUGAAUUGGAUGCUGCUUUGACUAACCAUGAUUUGGUUAUUUCUUUGAUUCCUUACAUCUACCAUCCAAACGUCGUUAGAAGUGCUAUCAGAUUAAAGAAGGAUGUCGUUACUUCUUCUUACAUUUCUCCAGCUCUAAGAGAACUAGAACCAGCAAUUAAGAAAGCUGGUAUUACAGUCAUGAACGAAAUUGGUCUAGAUCCAGGUAUCGAUCACUUAUAUGCCGUUAAGAUGAUUGAUGAAGUUCACAGAGAAGGUGGUAAAAUCAAAUCCUUCUUGUCCUACUGUGGUGGUUUGCCAGCUCCAGAAGAUUCUGACAAUCCUUUGGGUUACAAGUUCUCUUGGUCCUCUAGAGGUGUUCUCUUGGCUUUGAGAAACUCCGCUAAAUACUGGAAGGAUGGUAAGAUUGUUAACAUUGCCUCUGCAGAUCUAAUGGCUUCUGCUAAACCAUACUUCAUUUACCCAGGUUUCGCUUUUGUUUGUUAUCCAAACAGAGACUCCACUCUAUUCAAGGAAUUAUACCACAUCCCAGAAGCUGAAACCGUUAUUAGAGGUACUUUAAGAUUCCAAGGCUUCCCAGAAUUCGUUAAGAGUUUGGUUGACAUUGGUUUCCUAAAGGAUGACGCUAACGACAUUUUCAGCAAACCAAUUGCAUGGAAGGAUGCCCUACAACAAUACUUAGGUGCUUCAUCUUCAUCUAAAACCGACUUAAUUGCUAAGAUCGACUCUUUGACCAAAUGGAAGGAUGCUGAUGACAGAGAAAGAAUUCUAGGUGGUUACCAAUGGUUAGGUUUCUUCUCCGAUGAAAAUAUUACGCCAAGAGGUAACCCUCUUGAUACUCUAUGUGCUCGUCUAGAAGAGUUAAUGCAAUACGAAGAAGGUGAACGUGAUUUGGUUGUUCUACAACAUAAGUUUGGUAUCGAAAAUGCUGACGGUACUACUGAAACCAGAACAUCUACUUUGGUUGACUACGGUAAGGUUGGUGGUUACAGUUCUAUGGCUGCUACCGUCGGCUACCCAGUUUCUGUUGCCACUAGAUUAGUUCUAAAUGGUACCAUAAAGGGUCCAGGUCUGGUUGCCCCAUACUCUCCAGAGAUCAAUGAUCCAAUCAUGAAGGAAUUGAAGGAGAAAUACGGCAUUUUCUUGGUUGAAAAGACUGUUGGUUAG